GAGGGAGAGAGAGAGGGGUAGAGGGAGAGAAGGAGAGAAAGAGGAAAAGGAAGAUGAAGAGAGAGAGGGCGAGAGAGAGGAGCGAGAGAGAGAGAGAGAGAGAGACAGCAACAGAAGAGUUUGAAGUCACUCUAGUUGUUCUUGAAAAGGCGUCAGUGUUUGCUUGAUCUCCACAUAGUUCAACUAUUGCAUUGUAGUCAGAACAAGAUUCUUCAGAAAACUGCACUCAGUGGACAUAUUUAAAUGGUCAAAGCGAAACUUUUCAUACUCCAAAACUUUUUUUACUUGAUACUUUUAAACUUUUCCUGGAUUCAUGAACUUGAUGGAACUGUUUUAGUUCUGUGGACAGUUUGGAUUCAUCGCUUGGGAGAAUAUGUUGCUUAUUUUGGAAAGAUGGAGAACCACCACUCCCAUUUGAGGGCUGCCAGAGCAGAACUCCCAAGGUGCGACAUGUGAGCGUUCUGUGCAAGGAAGAGAAAUAAUUUGCAGGGGAAAAACUGCAAACUCUCAGUGUUGAGCGGAUUUAUGUGUGUGGUUUUUUGAGUCAAAUCUGUCUUUUUGAUGAUUUUUGAACAUCUUCAACUUGUGGUGAGUUGAGCCAAUGAAAGAUGAAUUGCUCAAACGAUACAUUAGAAAUCAAAACAUACCUUAAUCCGCCAGGAGACUGGUUCUCCGUCAUGGCGGUCAUCAUCAUCCUGGUCACCGUUGUUGGAAACCUGCUGGUCAUCAUCGCUGUGGCACGCACUCCACAAUUACAGACAUCAACAAACAUCUUAAUCAUGUCCUUAGCAUGUGCGGACCUCAUCAUGGGGGUCCUCGUGGUCCCAUUUGGGGCCAGUUAUGUCUUGAUAGGGAACUGGCGGCUUGGCAGGACAUUCUGUAACCUCUGGACUUCAAUCGAUAUUCUGUGUGUGACGGCAAGCAUUGAAACUCUUUGUGUCAUCGCUGUGGAUCGGUAUGUAGCCAUUACAAGACCACUGCGAUACACUGUUCUACUCUGUAAAUUUCGUGCAAGAGUGAUAGUCUGUUUAGUCUGGGGUGUGUCUACUUUAAUUUCGUUUGUACCAAUUAUGAUGAUAGAUUGGUUGUGGAAAAAAAACGAGAGCAGUUGUUAUGAAAAUACUAACUGCUGUGACUUUGUGGUUAACAAAGAAUAUGCCAUUUCAUCCUCGUUAGUCUCUUUUUAUAUCCCACUAGUAAUAAUGAUAGCUGUGUACGCACAAGUCUUUGUUAUUGCUGCACGACAGGUCAAGCUCAUAAAGAAAGCUCGGCCGCGUUUGCAGAACGAAUGCCUUGCACAGAUUCAAAGUGGCUCCAACGUGAACAAUCUCCUGCCUCCAGCAUGCGUGGGCUCCAACAGCUUCAACAACAUGGCCAGGAGAAAGAGCGCCAAGAGGAGACCAUCACGACUGCUGAUUGGUGAGCUCAGAGCCAUCAAGACUUUGGGCAUCAUCAUGGGGACCUUCACGAUAUGCUGGCUGCCGUUCUUUGUUGCCAACAUUAUCCAAGCCUUUAAUGAAACACAAUUGAACAAUCGGCUGUUCUUGUAUUUGAACUGGCUAGGUUACAUCAACUCUGGUCUCAAUCCCAUCAUCUACUGCAGGAGCCCGGAGUUUCGAACUGCUUUCAAGAACCUAAUCGGCUGCCCGUGGCUGUCCACGGUGUGGUUAAACUCUUUUUAUAAGGAACUGCGGACUCGCUGCUCCUGUUUUCUGUGGCAAACCGAGUCAGGCACUGUAGGGUCUUUCCAAAAGUCUCCAGACAGUAGGACUGACGGCAGUGGCAGCCUGGGCAGCAGAAGUGAGGAGAUGUCUAUUGGUUUUUCGCAGUCCAAUGGCAGCACACAGUUCACCGACUGUUUGGAACCAGAAUCCCAAAUCUCCAAUACUGAAGACUUUGUUGGUGAUUUAUCCUACAAGGAAGAGAAAGUCAAGACAAUUGCUGACCUUGAUGCACCUGCACGGACACCAAACGGACGAACACCCCACCAGUUUGAACCUGUCCAACCAGAUGGUUCUGCUGGGGCUGAUGUGGAAGCUGCCAAUGGUGAUGGGCCAAACUGAGCAGGAACUGUUAACUGCAGCACAUCACAAUAAAAGGGUGGCUGAACUGAUAAAUGUUGAUCUACUGAAGCAAACUGUUACUGUGACUCCUGCGGCGUCCGAGACCAAUCAGCCUUGAAGACAAGUUAAAGUACAACAACAGCUGAAUGAAGCUUUCCCCAACAAGACGAACGGACUGGCGAAAAGCAGCAGCUUUGGCUCGGAAGGGACCGCUACAACUUUUUUAUUUUCAUUUUUUUCUUAAGGCAGGACAUCGACUGCUGUUACGUGCUGCUCCACAGACAUUUGUUGACACCAGAUGUACUUUCUGCUGCCGUCCACAUGUUGACAUAUUGUUUACAAAGAAUGUUCAUGAAUAAGACAAAUGCACAUUCUAAAUGCCUUGCUAAUCUUUCAAACACAGCGUACAAUAUGAGCCCUGUGGUCACAGAAAUGUCAGCUUCAACUAAUUAUUUACAGUGCAUUAAGUGGUAAGUUAUGUAUUUAUGAUCCACUGAAUGUGUAGCAAAAUGACCAGUUCUUUCGAGGUUGGCGUCACUGUAAAGACACUUUCAUUACACAAACCUUUCCAUACCAACAAGCUGUGCAGUGAAAUAUUCAACUCUGUCCCAACCUGUUUUUGUUCUGAGCUUUGGCUCUUUCUUCGCACAAAUUUUCCCCUACUCCCUUUUUUGUUGUUGUUGUUGUUGUUUUUUACUUUGUUAUAACGUGAAAGUAUUUGUUAUAACACCUUCAAUAUGAUUCUGAUUCGUACAUGUUUUUGUGCAAGCAAGGUACAGUAUUAUAAACUACAGGUAAAUAUGUAUAUCAAGUAAAUUUACUAUAUGCUGUGUUGCUUACAAGGUCUAUGCCAAUAUAAGCUCAGUAAUGCACUACAAAUAAAGAGAAAAAUGGAUUUGCAAAAGGGAACUUUGCUUGCACAUUCUCAGUUAUUACACAAUUGUACACAAUAACAAUUUGGGGUAAUAAUAUAGUGAAAAGAAAUGCGUUUUUUGAAUGAGUUGCCUGGGAUGUAGACUAGUAAAGACACAACAGGUCAAUGUAAAGGAAAACAGUUUUCAGAGAAACUAUGAGGGAAAAGUUCUGAUAUAAGGUACAAUUCAAGUUCACAAAAUAGGGAAAAUUUUGUUUCUUUGUGUAAACAAUCACAAGGCCCGUCUUUGUUAAGAGCCAUUACAUUAUAGACAGCUUAGUACGGACACGGCUCAGUAAGAAAUAUGUCCUGUUUUCAAGUGCAUGCAAGCAUAUCUAUAGCAACAGUCCUGAAUUGUUCAUUGCAAUGUAGCUGCUUGUGCACAUUCUGGUUUUGUCCUUUCAGCCUUUUCAAUAUUUUAGUUUUGAGAAAUGUUCUUUCUAAAUGCAAAACAUUUUCCUUUUUUUUCUACAUUAGCUGCACAGUAGCUGAACUUCAACACCAUGUAGAGUAACAAUGAGGCAUUAGAUAAGGUUAAUCUCCUGAAUAAAUCCCACUACAAGGCUGCAGGAUAAUGGAUCACAUCCCAAUUGAAUUAUGCAAUCAACCCAUUGAUAAACAUCUUGGUAACAUUAAUUCAUUUUAAACACAGUUGGGGUUUGAUGUGCAUUAAUAACCUCUUGAAAUAGCAACUUAAAGCAGUUGCAAAGAAGUCAACUGCAGUGAGUAUUGCUGUAAAAAUAAUUACAAUUGGCCAUUUAUUUAUGCUAGACUGUACAGAUGUUUAUUAAAGUCAGCAUUAGAUUUAUGUAUGAUGGCUUAACUUGUUACUUUUUAUCAUUCUAAGUAUGGAUUUUUAAAGUAUUGAUGAUUUCCGCAUUUUUUGUUGCAAUGUAAAAUAAAACUAGGACAUCACACAAUUUACUUCCAGGAAAAAUAAGAUAAGUUGAAUUUUAUAAUAUAUAAAAUAAGAGGUUUUUUUAUUGGUUUUUGUGGCCUUAAAUUUCUUUUAUUAAUUCAGAACUAUUUAAAACAUUUCCUUUUGAUGGACUGGCAAACUUAUCAGAUGGAUAGAUAUUAGUAAUACAUAAUAAUAAACCAUAAUUUCAAAAUAUAUGUGGAGAACUUAAUUUUUAUUUCACUGAUUACGUUUCAGAGUUAAACAACCUGUACGCUAUUUGGUUUGUCUCUAUAAGUCUAACUGUGUUAAACUUGCGAAUUAUGCUCAACAUUUGCAGACAGGAUUUUUAUCAUUGUUAAUUUACAUUAUUAUUGUAAUUAUUAUUAAUUUAUUGUUAUUAUUGCAAUCAAAUAGUUGAACAAUUUUAAAUAUUGCUCCUAUUUGGACAUUUGCAUUCCUGUAGCAGUUGGUACUAAACUGCCAAAUUUUUCCACUAUCAAGCAGAAAAUGUUGUUUAUUUAAGUCGCAUUUAUUAUUAUUAUUAUUAUAAUAAGGUUUUUAAAAUGUCUAAAACAACACAUCCGUUGUUAUGAUUCUGUUACACCAGAAGGGAAAGGAAGAGAAUAGUAACUCAGGACAAAAUAAAGAUGAUUUUGUUUACGAUGACAUAAUGUUUUCAUUCCUUUCUCUUCUCCCUAAUCAGUUCAGAUUUAUCUCAGGAGGCUCUCAGGGGUCCCGACCUCCACACUGGGAACCACUGUUCCACCACACUGAGCACUGGAAAAUAAAUGUUGCAAUGAGCUCCAGACCCGCAACAACUUUCUUCCCCCCCCCCCCCCCCCCCCGCCAGUGUUAUUUCUGGUAAUCAUCCACCCAGCAAACCUACUACUGUCCUGUUGCCUUGUGUUGUGCAGCGAGGGUCAUCUACUGUUAUGAGAGGAAUUCAAAUAAUUUGGGACCUCUAAAAAAUAAACUAACUGCAGAUCGCAAGACUUUGAAAAAACAAACUGUGUGCAGGCUGCAGCUGCUCCAGAUGUUCUCUCUGACUGCAGAAUUAUCAGAAGCCGCAACAAGUCAGAAGUGGAAACGAUUGUCCCGUCUGAAGUUUAGCCUCACUCCAAUCAGCUGAUUUCUGUGACGAUGUUUUCCAAUCAGGUACAAAUCAAUGGUAGACAUUUGUUUAGGAGGAAAAAAACAACAAAAAAGACAGUGGUCUGAUUUGUAAAUACAAAUUCUUUAUUUUUUGUAAUUAAAUUUACAAACCAACAAAACAGCAGUGUUUGGAAUAUGUAACAAAA
This is a messenger RNA of Xiphophorus hellerii (green swordtail), 5175 nucleotides long. RefSeq names its product adrenoceptor beta 3a (gene adrb3a). Gene Ontology annotation, molecular function: beta3-adrenergic receptor activity; epinephrine binding. Bases 609 to 2063 code for a protein of 484 amino acids. Gene Ontology annotation, biological process: adenylate cyclase-activating adrenergic receptor signaling pathway; positive regulation of MAPK cascade; norepinephrine-epinephrine-mediated vasodilation involved in regulation of systemic arterial blood pressure. The record is from RefSeq and is a predicted model, not a curated record. The transcript has 3 exons. Gene Ontology annotation, cellular component: plasma membrane. NCBI's taxonomy places the organism in Eukaryota, Metazoa, Chordata, Actinopteri, Cyprinodontiformes, Poeciliidae.